GCAACUCGUGACACCAGUCAGCUGACUAACAGAAAAAUAUUUCAGUAUUCAAUACUUUGUAUAAUUUGAUCGAUACUAUUCGCCAUGGCAUUACAUUCCGCUAUCAGAGGAAAAUUAAUUUCUGUUAUAGGUGAUGAGGACACAUGUGUUGGAUUCCUUCUAGGCGGAGUUGGUGAAAUAAAUAAGAAUCGCCAUCCUAACUUUAUGGUAGUAGAUAAAAAUACGGCCGUGAGUGAAAUUGAAGAUUGCUUUAAAAGAUUCCUUAAACGGGACGACAUCGAUAUAAUUCUUAUAAAUCAAAAUUAUGCCGAGCUUAUUCGACAUGUAAUUGAUGCCCAUACCUCGCCGGUACCAGCUGUGCUAGAAAUACCUUCUAAAGACCAUCCUUACGAUGCCAGUAAGGACUCUAUUUUGAGACGUGCUCGUGGCAUGUUCAAUCCAGAAGAUUUGGUACGUUAACUAAAUCGAGGAAACGAGUUGGUAAUAUUCUCUUAUAAAUCCACUCUUAAAUAAAAAUAUAAUAUAUUUUAUUGUUUUCAUUCAAAUGUAUACAAAAUAUUGUGCGUUUAAUUAUAUACCGUAAAGUGUG
Scaptodrosophila lebanonensis is the source of this 589-nucleotide messenger RNA. RefSeq names its product V-type proton ATPase subunit F 1 (gene Vha14-1). The transcript has 4 exons. Gene Ontology annotation, cellular component: proton-transporting V-type ATPase, V1 domain; membrane. Gene Ontology annotation, biological process: proton transmembrane transport. NCBI's taxonomy places the organism in Eukaryota, Metazoa, Arthropoda, Insecta, Diptera, Drosophilidae. The record is from RefSeq and is a predicted model, not a curated record. Gene Ontology annotation, molecular function: proton-transporting ATPase activity, rotational mechanism. Bases 85 to 459 code for a protein of 124 amino acids.